Molecule: messenger RNA, 2072 nt
Organism: Oreochromis niloticus (Nile tilapia)
Lineage: Eukaryota; Metazoa; Chordata; Actinopteri; Cichliformes; Cichlidae
Gene: slc5a5
Product: solute carrier family 5 member 5
Exons: 16
Coding region: 226-2019 (597 amino acids)
Biological process (GO): sodium ion transport; iodide transmembrane transport
Cellular component (GO): membrane; extracellular exosome
Molecular function (GO): symporter activity
Source: RefSeq, a predicted model, not a curated record
UUAACCAUAGCCUACUAACUGCAAGUGUUUAGACUACAGGAGGAAACCAGACUACCUGGAGAGCACCCAUGCAGGCACACAGAAACACAUGACGAACACACAAACUCCACACUGAAAGGCAGCAGCCAGAUGAUGAAUUUAAACGUAGGAAACUUCUUGCUGUGAGAUCCACCAAACAUCCUGACUGUAGAGAAAUCUAGAGGGCUGAGAUUAUCAAACUCAAUAAUGAAAGGCCAGUCUGCUAGUGAGUCAUCCAGACCAAGUUUUGUCCUGGCUGACUAUGCAGUCUUUGCAGCCAUGUUAUUGGUUUCUAUGGCAAUAGGACUUUUCCAUGCCCUGAAGAAAAGGAAGAGGGAAGCAUCUGCUGACGACUUCUUCACGGGGGGCCGGAGCAUGCCAGCAAUUCCUGUUGGCUUGUCUCUCUGUGCCAGCUUCAUGUCAGCAGUCCAGGUUCUGGGUGUUCCUUCUGAAGGUUUUCGCUAUGGCUUCAAAUUCCUCUACAUGUGCCUCGGACAAAGCAUCAACUCCCUGCUGACAGCUUACCUGUUCCUGCCGGUUUUCUUUCGACUGGGCAUCACCAGCACCAAUCAGUAUCUGAGGAUGAGAUUUGGCAGAGGGAUGCAGCUGCUGGGGAGCAUUCAGUUUCUCGUUGCCACGCUGCUUUACACAGGGAUUGUCAUCUACGCACCAGCUUUAAUUCUCAAUCAAGCUACUGGACUCAACAUAUGGGCAUCCCUGUUUUCUACUGGGCUCAUCUGCACCUUGUACACCACACUGGGUGGAAUCAAAGCUGUGGUCUGGACUGAUGUAUUUCAGAUCAUUGUCAUGUUGUUUGGCUUUGUGGCCAUUUACAUCCAAGGCACAGUUCUGGUUGGUGGUCCGGCACAAGUACUGAGGAUUGCAAACAAUGGAUCACGCAUUAAUUUUAAUGAUUUUAGCUUUGACCCACGGCAUCGCUACACAUUCUGGAGCCUUUCUGUUGGGGGUGCAUUGGUUUGGCUGUCCAUGUACGGAGUGAACCAAGCACAAGUCCAGCGAUACAUCUCCUGCCGAUCAGAGAGAGCAGCCCAGUGGGCACUGUUUGUGAACCAAGUGGGUCUGUGCCUCAUUGUGAGCAGUGCAGCAACCUGUGGCAUCGUCAUGUUUGCUUUUUACAACACGUGUGAUCCACUGAAAUCUGGGAGGAUUUCUAAACCUGACCUGCUUAUGCCGUACUUUGUGCUGGACAUAUUCCAAAAUUACCCGGGCUUCCCAGGUCUUUUCCUCGCCUGUGCAUACAGUGGGACCUUGAGUACGGCUUCCACAAGCAUCAAUGCCAUGGCUGCGGUGACGAUGGAGGAUAUCCUGCACCCGUAUCUGCUUCACAUGACACAGAAGAAACUGAUGCUGGUUUCCAGAGGACUGUCACUCCUGUACGGCGCUGGUUGUAUCAUGGUGGCUGCGCUCUCCUCCCUCCUGAACUGGGGAGUUCUUCAGGGAUCAUUUACUGUCAUGGGUGUGGUCAGCGGCCCAUUACUUGGAGUGUUCAUUUUGGGAAUAUUUUUCCCAGCAGCAAACAAGCUGGGGGCAUUCACAGGGAUAUUAGCUGGCUUCUGUGUCUCUAUGUGGCUAGCUGUAGGUUCAACUCUGUAUCCACCCAGUGAGGAGACCAUGGGUGUCCUGCCCAGCUUAGCAGGUGACUGUGAAUCCAUAAACAUCACCCAGAGCAGUAUACCUAUCAAGGACCAGCACUCUGUCUCCACCCCGCUUCGCCCCAAUAACCAGGGGGGCCUGUUAAACUUCUACUCCAUGUCCUACCUCUACUUUGGCGCCAUGGCAACUAGUUCAGUUGUACUUGUCGGUGUAAUUGUGAGCUACGCAACAGGCCGAACAAAGAGGGAGAACAUUAAAGAAGGUUUGUUAUGGUGGGACCUGAAAAAGAAGAAAGUGGAGGGUCCAUCAAAAAAAAGAGAGGGAGACAAAGUGUCAGAAGAACUACAGUGUGUGUCUUUGAUGAAGAUGGACAAGCAGGACGAAUGAAGUGGAGGAAGACCAAAGAGACAACAGAAAAUAAAGUCACUGCACAAUUCAUA